AGAGAGGAAAAUUUAGAGCUUUCUGAAUCACCCCUUUUUCAAUUUUUUUUUCUUUUUUAAUUUUUACGUAUUUAUUAUAAGGUCGCCAUGAGCGAAACCAUGUCUAACCCUACCGAAUGGAUGCAAUUCUACAACCAAAACUUCUCUGGUCAACCACAAGCAUCAACCACAACUCAACCAACUAUAUUACCCGACCGAGUCUCGGACGCCACCGCCGUCACAGCCGCUGUAACUGGAAGUGCCAGCCCGACGGUACCGAACCGGUUGAGCCCCGAAGGUCGAGUGUCGAAGCCGGUCCGACGUCGUACUAGGGCUUCCCGGCGGACCCCAACAACCCUACUAAACACGGACACCACAAACUUCCGAGCCAUGGUGCAGCAGUUCACCGGCGGCCCCAGCGCCCCCUUCGCCUCCGUAGGGUCCCACCCCGGUGCGUCCGCCUUCGCGUUUGGGCUCGGGGCCCGGCAAGGCAGCUUCGCAAACCCUAGUGCAGUGAUGGUCCCAGCAGCACAGGCUGGAAAUUAUCAUCAUACUCUCCAUCUUCAUCAGCAGAAUCUGUAUCAUCAUCAGCGGCAGAAUCAGCAGUACAUGUUUGGCGGCGGCGGCAGUGGCGGUGCCGGUAACGAUAGCUUUUUUCAGAGACUGAGCUCCGGUAGGCCAGUGGUGAGCAAUAUGGGGGUUGGUAAUAUAAAUACUACAGAGGGGUUUCUGAAUACGGUCGGUUCCCAAGCCGUGGCUCCGGCGGCGGCAACGGCGAGGCCUUCUUCGAAUUCGCCUAAUGAGGAUCGGAGUAACAGUUUCUUGUAUUGAUGAGGGACAUAAAAGAGAAAGAGUUAGGUAGAAGAAGACUUUUAGAAAGAUUAGAAACUGACUCAUCUAAUUGGGGAGGGUAUAUUUGACCAAUGUAUAUAUAAUAUGAUAUUUAUAUAUAUGCAUGUGUUCCUUUUACAUUAUACACUUGAUAAUGCCAAAGUAGCUUGGCGCUGCUCUUCAAUGUAGCCCAUUUUUUGUUUUGGCUUUUACUA
Molecule: messenger RNA, 1025 nt
Organism: Morus notabilis
Lineage: Eukaryota; Viridiplantae; Streptophyta; Magnoliopsida; Rosales; Moraceae
Product: VQ motif-containing protein 22
Exons: 1
Coding region: 88-810 (240 amino acids)
Source: RefSeq, a predicted model, not a curated record